GUUUGUUUGUUUUUAAUGACUAUUUCGCAUUGCUAUUAAUCUGAUUUUUUUUAAAUUAUCAGAAGUGGCAGAAGUGGAAGUGACCAGUAAGGCAAAAUGGCAGAGGCUGCUUUUCCUUGUAAGCCAAGGAUGGGAAGAUUAUGCACCUGUGUCGUAGGUGAUACUUUCAAUUCUGAUAAGGACUUGGUAAGACAACUCACUGGCCGAGGAGACUGUACUGAAGUGUCACUAGUGGAGAGUGAUGUCAUCAUAAUGAUCUGUCCUAUGUUCGGUAACUUUGGAGCUCUGGACCUUGAUAUACAACUGGAGGUGGUCUCAGAAUACCUAGCUGGUAGACCUGUUGUUCUGGUGGUGCUGCAUCAUGACACUUUUGACCCAGACUCCACUAUACCUGACAGCAGCAGACUAGUGACCAGGGGCGAGGUAAUACUCACAGUGGACUGUCUGUUUAAUCACAGAGGACUGCUGGACUGUCCUCGCAAUAAAGAAGCAGUCGAUAUGAUUCUGAAGAGGCUAAACGUCCAACCAAAGCAGGAAUUCACAGAAGGUAAGCCAAGGAUGGGAAGAUUAUGCACCUGUGUCGUAGGGGAUACUUUCAAUUCUGAUAAGGACUUGGUAAGACAACUCACUGGCCGAGGAGACUGUACUGAAGUGUCACUAGUGGAGAGUGAUGUCAUCAUAAUGAUCUGUCCUAUGUUCGGUAACUUUGGAAUUCUGGACCUUGAUAUACAACUGGAGGUGGUCUCAGAAUACCUAGCUGGUAGACCUGUUGUUCUGGUGGUGCUGCAUGACACUUUUGACCCAGACUCCACUAUACCUGACAGCAGCAGACUAGUGACCAGGGGCGAGAUCCCUUCACCAACCCCAUGGUAGGACCCUGGUAACAAUCACACACAAAAAUGAUUCAAGGACCAUUCAGGGUCCACUCACUCAGGCCUAUCCACAAGCUCUCAAGGUCCUAUACUAUUUCCUCCUACAACACCCCGAUGAGAAGCAAAAAGCCUGGUACAAUGACUGGCCUGGCACCCCUGGCCUGUGGGAGAGAGUUGGCACAGAACUCAUCAGUGCCUAAAGUGCCCAGCAGAGGGUCCACCAGAAACCCUGGGGGCAGCCCUGGCAGUGAUGAAGGAUCUCCUACCUUGACAUUUUUCGAAACCAUUUUUCCAGUGUUUAAGGUUUCUGAAAAGUUAAGCACACAAUAUGCUACAGUUCUACAGCUACAGUAGAUUACAAAAUGUGUUUGACAGUAGUCAACAUGCUCCAUUAAGAUGCAUUGUCACAGCUCAGUGAUAUCACUUGCAGAUGUUUGUAGAUCAACCAGUGUCCUGUUUAUUUUUUUCAUUGAGUUUAGAAACACAAUUAUACAUGUCAUUCAGUUGUAGCUUGUUAGCUCUGAUAAAGACUUACUCAUGUACAUGUUCAUGUAUGUGUCUAAUAACCCCUUAUUACAUAUCACAGUGGACUCAGGUUAAUAGAGAGUAUAAAAGCUUUGAAACAAUUGCAGCAAAACCUAACCUAGACUAAUUUACUGGCUAGUUUUUCACUCAGCUUUGUUUGACAGUUCAGUCUGUCACCACUAUAGGCCAUAUCAAGACGUAUUGUCAUAGCAUUGAUAUCACUCGUAGAUAGGUGUAGAAUGGCGCAUU
Molecule: messenger RNA, 1646 nt
Organism: Salvelinus namaycush (lake trout)
Lineage: Eukaryota; Metazoa; Chordata; Actinopteri; Salmoniformes; Salmonidae
Exons: 9
Coding region: 97-873 (258 amino acids)
Source: RefSeq, a predicted model, not a curated record